AUGGUUCACCAUUCCCGGCGACAAAUAGCUCACAAGGUUGACAAGAGUUUCUGGUAUCAGUUGCCAGGUGAUAAACGGGACAAGUGGUACUGCCGCCUUUGUGGGGGAGGGGGAAGGGGAAGCAAGGCCGCAAACAGACACCUACACGAGGCCACGCCCGCUCAUAAAGCUGAACUUCAGCGUCGGGCUGAGAUGGCUCAGGCCGAGGAAGCCGCGGCAGAAUCACUGGCACUUGGGCCACCUGAGAUGCGAUGGACAUCGGCACGUGAGGAGGACCCGGAGGCUGGCCCACAGAACGAGUUCGCUCCAGAAGAAUUGCAAGCCGAUUUGCAAUUUAUCGACCAGGAUGAGUGGUUCGAAAACCGACGCGCACCCACGAGUAUUGCUUCAUCGGAAUCAACUGCGAGCAGCGAAAGGGGGGGGUGGGAUGGUAUGAUUUCAGAGGACAUUCCCCAACACACAGAAGACACAUUUGAGGGGACUCGGCCGCAUGGAACCAAUAACUUAGAGUGGUGGCCCUUCCGGGCCAAGGAGUACUUAAUUAGCUCGUUGGUCAUCGGACACACCAGGACAAUCAUCUCCCGAGUGAUGUAUCAACAGGUAAGGCUAAUGUUCAGCCUGUGUGGAACGUGCCUGCCCGAUUGGACCACCGUCCGCCGUGGAAAGAAAAAUCUACGAAAGCUGCUCAAUUUCAAUGUCAUUGGAUGCCGAUCUGUACUCAACCGACCCGUCCAUUACCUCAGCCUGAAGAAUACACUUGCGUUGGAAAUAGUGAACCCAAUGGUGGAACCUCAUCUAAAAUACUACCCAGAACUCGCCGAGGGAAGGACAGUUUCACGUUUGUCUCAGUCUCGCAAGUGGCUCAAAGACCUUGGGCCCAAAACCAGAGCCCAAAUGGUACGACAUCAAGGAAGCGAUUACUAUUUACACGAGUUGGUGAAGCUGAAGUCGAGUCUUAUUGUAGUCCCAGCUUACUUCUGUGAAAUUGAUGGGGUUAUGCAUGCUCUCUGCCAAACACCCGAUAUUCAAAUCUGUUCUCACACCGGCCAGUUGAAAUUCUUGAUCAUCAAAAACCCCCCCUUCGACUCUCCGCAAUUGACCCGCAUAGUGGUUGAAGACUUUGCAACUGAUUAUCCUUCAAUGACCGUGGAAGGCGGUGGACUAAUGUCAGAUUUGUGUGGUAACCAGAUGUAUGAAACAGCCCUGGGCCUGAUCAUAAUCUUAACCACACAUGAGGUAGAACUUGGGCCGGACUGUGACAUUAUUGGACCAAUAUUCAAUCCAUGGCGUUUGAAGGCGGCCGGCCGGGUUAUUCGACAUAUGCCUAUAUGUUUGUAUGCUGAUGACACGUCUGGCAAUAGUUCAAAGAAAUGGAACAAACACAUUUCUUACUACUUUACCUUAGCCGGGCUCCCCCCUAAACACACCAACCAACAUUUUAAUUGCCAUUUCUUGUGCACCUCAAACAGCGCAGGCGCAAUGGAACUCUCGGAGGGUAUUGUUGAUGAGUUGAUGAGAUUGAUAGAGGAUGGAUGUGUAGCGCACGACAGCGGGCUGGGGGAAGAAGUGUUGGUGACCUCUAGUCUUCUCUGUUUCUUGGCCGACAGUCCAAUGCAUGCAGAGAUUAGCAGUACAGUUAUGCCUGGAAAUUCUCGGAAUCCGUGUCGUGCGUGUGAUUUGUCAGUUGGUAGUGUCAGUAUGCGGAAAACCAUGGCAUAUUUGCAAUUCUUCCUGCAGAUCAGUGCCGAUGGGUAUUGGGUGAGUUGCUUAGACUUUGCUAGAUCAAGAUUUCAUAUACACCAUUCUAAGCCACAUGUUUUCCGGACAGAUCAAGAAUGGGCCUCGUUUGUGGCUUGGAAUUAUUGCAAACUGCUAUCUGCUCUGGGACAUUGCCAAGCAGCCGAGGACGAAGACCCGGGUUGGUCUCCUUGGGGGAGAUCUUGGAAUAAAGACUCUAUCAACAAUGAGAUCAUCAUUUUUAAGUACGAAAUCGCUUCGAAGGGAGAUUCUGCCACUCCAGCCAACCGGGUGUUCUCAAAACGAAUAGAUGAGAUUGAUCAUUUUGACGGGUGUACUGACACUCUGGUCGAGGUGCUGCAUGUUGUCCUGCUUGGUGUAGUGAAGUAUAUGGUUCGAGACGUUAUGGGCCGAAUGAAACCGGCCGAAUUGGCAAACAUCGAAGGCUGGUACCGCGCUUUUAAGACCACAUCUCUAAACAUCCCAUCUCUUUCACCAUACUACAUGGCCAAGCACUCCUCCAACUUCAUCGGGAAAGAGUUCAAGACAGUCCUACAGAGCGCACCGUUUGUCCUUUUUGAUUUCAUGACCGAUGACGAACGACUUGCGUGGCGUGCACUGUGUGAACUGGCUCCUCUGGUGUUUCAAACACAGAUAGAAGAGAUGGACGUGUACCUUGCCGACCUCCGAUUUCACAUACAGAAGUUCUUGUUUUACAUCAUCCGAACAACCGCACAGUGGAUCAACAAACCAAAGUUCCACAUGCUUGUCCACUUACCUGAAUCAAUCAAAAGGUUCGGGCCAGCAAGUCUCUUUGCCACCGAGAAAUUCGAGAGCUACAACGGUGUCCUGCGAAAUGCUUCAAUUCAUUCAAAUUGCCAAAGUCCUGGGAAAGACAUUGCAAUCACGUUUGCCAACUACAAGGUUAUUCGACACCUCAUUUGCGGCGGACACUUUCAGCACCCCAAGCACCCCGGAGUUUAUGUAGCGGCCGGCUCGGCAGUAGCUCAACUAUUUGGGGAUAACCCCCUUGUCCAGAAGUCGAUGGACUACAAUCACACAGCGGUGUCAGGCCAAUGCAGCUUUACGCACCCACUCAACAUCCGCCUGCCUCCUGGGGAGAAAACUCAAAUUCCACUGCCUUUACAAUUGCAUCUGCCAGCACAACAGCUGUAUCAGGUGGCUGGGUUCCAAUUAAACGCCCAUCGCACGCUCCGCAAGGGGGUUUUUAUAUUGAUUUCAAAGACUGGUAUUACAAAGUUUGUCAAAAUUGAUGAUGUUGUGUCUACGAUCAAUGUCCAGCAUAAUUGCCACGCAGGAGGGUGUGAGGUGGUGUCAACUGGGAGGGUGAUUGUUGAACGCGAAGAAUCUGAAGAGAACAACAAAACCGUGACGCACAAGAACACUGUUCAUUAUUUGGUCAAUUCCCUAGAGAUCCCAGGGGCUAACUUGCUUCGUCAUUGGGUGGACCUCCCACAAAGGGAAGAAGACGUGAGCGAUCUCAUCCCAAUGCUCCAACAAGGCCUGGCAGUGUGGCUCAAUGUGAGGGGGGAUGAUGGCCCGGAGGAUGAGUAUUUUGACGCCCCCUUGGCGGAAGGGGCAGAUUAA
Puccinia graminis f. sp. tritici CRL 75-36-700-3 is the source of this 3345-nucleotide messenger RNA. RefSeq lists its product as uncharacterized. The transcript is spliced from 8 exons. The coding region runs from base 1 to 3345 and encodes 1114 amino acids. The record is from RefSeq and is a predicted model, not a curated record. NCBI's taxonomy places the organism in Eukaryota, Fungi, Basidiomycota, Pucciniomycetes, Pucciniales, Pucciniaceae.